This is a messenger RNA of Chanos chanos (milkfish), 3069 nucleotides long. RefSeq names its product mitoguardin 1 (gene miga1). Gene Ontology annotation, biological process: mitochondrial fusion. NCBI's taxonomy places the organism in Eukaryota, Metazoa, Chordata, Actinopteri, Gonorynchiformes, Chanidae. The record is from RefSeq and is a predicted model, not a curated record. The transcript has 16 exons. Bases 145 to 1932 code for a protein of 595 amino acids.
AAGAACAUCGCGGGGAGAGUCCAUCAGCUGUCCUCAGUGAACGUGUCCGUCAUGGACCCGAGCCACUCAAACGCCUGAGCUGCUGCUGAAAGGUAUGGCCACAGGCUAAGGCUUUGCCAGCAGGAUUAUGGAGACAUUGGCACAAUGACAGAGGACACAAUCAGAAGCACUCAGUUGUCCAUGAAAGUGGCAGCACUGAGAGUGGUGGACCUGCCUCUCUCUGUCUACUACUCUCUCCCACCGGUGAGUCUCAGCACUGGAACCAAAAAGCUCUUUGCCGCCACUGCCUUUGGUGCUGUUUCCCUCAUCUUCCUGGCACGCCAUUUUAGGAGGAGGAAAGGGAAGAAAAAGACCCAGUUGCCAUGGGAACCCGAGAAAUUUGAGUUUCUGACUACAGUUCCUCCAGUGAAAGAGUCUAGCACUGCCAGCGAUCGUCAGAACCUCAGUCUGUCUCUAACCUCUAAGAAUUCCUGUAACCUGCUCUCUAAUGGCAGUCUUUACAGCAAGCUCUCAGGCUCCCUGCAGAGUUUGGCCUCGGUGAAAAGCAUGAAUUCCUCAAGUUCUUGCACUUGUGCCAAUGGCUCCAGCUGCUGGGACAGGCCAGGAGAUGACAGUGACAUCUGUAAUGUGGUCAAUAUCCCUGUUACCACACCAGAGAACCUGUACCUAAUGGGUAUGGAGUUGUUUGAAGAGGCCCUGCGGCGUUGGGAGCAGGCCCUGACUUUCCGCAGCCGGCAGGCGGAGGACGAGGCCAGCUGUGCCUCGGUGAAACUAGGGGCAGGCGAUGCCAUCGCAGAGGAGAGUGUGGAGGACAUCAUCAGUGCAGAGUUCAUUCACAAACUGGAGGCUCUACUACAGAGGGCUUAUCGCCUACAGGAAGAGUUCGAAGGGGCACUGGGGUUGUCAGAGCCCUCGCAUAACUUCAGUGACAAACACACAGAUGUGUCAGGGAGGGAUGACUUGGAUGACCCCUGUCUGAGGGACUCCAUCAGCAUCGCCUCCACGGACUCCUUCGUGUCUGCCGCAGAGCUGUCAGAACAUAGGGAACUGAGGAGCGCCUACGCCUUGGGCACACUGUGCCAUUACCCUUUCUAUGAAGAAGCACUGCAGCUGGCAGAGGAGGGCAAGAUCUCCUGUAGAGUGCUACGGACUGAGAUGCUUGAAUGCCUUGGGGAUACAGACUUCCUUGCCAAGCUACACUGUGUCCGGCAGGCUUGUCAGGUCAUUUUAAGUGAAAGAGCAACCAGAAUAUUUCUGGCAGACACAGGAAAGAAGAUCUUGUCUUCUAUAAUUGUCAAAGCACGAAAGAGCCCAAAGAGAUUCGAGGAGGUCUUUGAAGAAAUGAUUUCGUUCUUAGAGCACACAGAUCAUUGGGAGAACACUGAAUUGGAACUUGCUACGAGAGGGGUCAAACAUUUAAACUUCUAUGACAUAGUUCUUGAUUUCAUCUUGAUGGACUCAUUUGAGGAUUUGGAGAAUCCACCUAUCUCCAUUCAGAAUGUGGUCAACAAUCGCUGGCUCAACAAUUCCUUCAAAGAGACAGCCGUGGCAUCCAGCUGUUGGUCUGUUCUGAAGCAGAAAAGACAACACAUGAAGGUGCAGGAUGGCUUCAUCGCUCAUUUCUACACAGUGUGUGAACACAUUAGUCCAGUUCUGGCAUGGGGUUUCCUGGGUCCUAAAAGUUCUCUGCAUGAUUUCUGUUGCUUCUUCAAGGACCAGGUGCUGUUCUUCUUAAAGGACAUCUUCGACCUGGAAAAGGUGCGUUACACCAGCGUCGAGACUUUAGCCGAAGACAUGCUUCAUCUGCUACAUCGCCGCUCCGAGCUUCUCCUCGCCUACUUGGGAGCUGACUCUCUGCGCCACCUCAACGGCUGCGUCAGCACACCACUGCAACUGGUACCCAGUACGUUGCUGGAGACCCGGGUGCAGUGAACCACAGCCCCUCUGUUCCCAGAUCAUUAAGUGGACCUAAAAAAAAAAAAAAAAGACCACUGCCUCCUCCCAUGGUUUCACUCUGUCAGCCUUGUCAAAAAGCACACCUUUAUAGCGGUUGCAUUUGUCAGGCAGUGUGACGUUUUCUUUCAUUCUCAUCACACAGGGGGUAUGUGAUUCCCACUGAGUUAUAGUGCCAUUUCAGUGCAUGGCAAUAUGGGUAAUGUCGAUAAAACUGUAACAUCUAUGUUGCUGUCAAAAUACUGUAGUGUGUGUGUGUCUUUAGGACAAAAAAGAUGACAAGGAGUGAUGUGAUGAACAUGGGUCACAGACAUGAAUAGAACUGAAUGGGGGAGGUCUUCAGUUAUGUCUCUGACUGAAUUUGAUUAUGUGAUUUUAUUUAUUUGAUAUUUUGCUAUUUAAAGUUAAGUUUCUAGCAAAACACAAAAUGGUUUAAAAUUGACAGAUGUACAAUAAACAAACACAGAGAUGGUAUUCUACUCUGAAUUACAGUUUCCAAAGCGGUUCUGAGAAAGCUCAGAGUAACUACCUCCUGAGAACCCACCAUUUCAAUUUUCGCUGUGGAAUAUGCCUUCUUAAGAAGUCACCAGACCAGAAUCACAAUACCUUACAACAGUAGGCUGAAAACUUCAGCUUAGACACGCUGGCUCAUGCACGUGGCUAAACCACUAACUGUGUGGUACUGUUUUGCUUUGUUUUUGUGGGCUGUGGUGAAUGUAAUAUUUUAAUCGUUUAAUGAUUAAGAUUGUAUAAGCCUUACUUGCGAGUACUUUGCAGCCCAAUAUAAAAAAAAAAAUGCUGGUGAGAUUCCAACCUUGUCAUUUUUUUUGAAUUCCCUACUUGUCUUAGAACCUACUUGACACUGGAUAUGAAAUAACUGAACAGUGAAUUGUUUGUGGAGUAGAAGCCAAUGACUUGAUCUGUCAAUGCCUCAGACUGAAUCUUCUAACUGCAGAAAGUUCAUUUGUCGUCUGUGACCGAACUGUGUACGGCCAGAGUAUUCAUACUAUUUUUGUAUAUGUUGUGUGAAUGUCAUCAUAGACUAUAUUCAAAGCUAAGCUGUGCUUCCACUGUGUGCGUUCUCUAACGCACAGUACAAUAAAAUAAAGGGACAUC